AUGGCUCCACCAAAGGCGCAGAGGUCAGAUGUGCCUGCCAUACAAGUGGAAGAUGAUGUAUCGGAUUCGGAAUCCUCUCAAUCCCAACCCGAAAACGACCCUAACGAAUCUUCUGGUUCCGAAUCUGAUUCACUGGACAGCCAGACCUCUAGGAAACGAAGGAAAGUUGCUCCUCUCGAAGACGAUGCGCUUCCAAUUGUAGCCGUAGCAGCACCAUCUCGAUUCAAAGCGAAAGCCCAGAACUCAGCCGUGGAACAGAAGACUGCUGCAAGUGGCAUUUCAGUCCCGGUUGACCACCAGACCAGCUUUGCUGCUUUGAAUGUCAAGCCAUGGCUAGUGGGGGCUUUGGAAGCGAUGGCAAUUAAGAGACCAACAGGCAUUCAGAAGGGCUGUAUUCCAGAGAUCUUGAAGGGAAGGGAUUGUAUAGGAGGAAGUAGAACUGGAUCGGGAAAGACCGUGGCUUUUGCUGUGCCGAUUCUACAGACCUGGGCAGAGGAUCCUUUUGGUAUAUUUGCCGUGAUAUUGACUCCAACGAGGGAACUUGCUCUUCAGAUAUACGAGCAAAUCAAAGCUAUCUCAUCGCCCCAACAAUUGAAGGCUGUCUUGAUUACGGGCGGGUCUGACAUGCGACCUCAAGCAACUGCUCUUGCGCAGCGACCACACAUUGUAAUAGCGACGCCGGGACGAUUGGCUGACCAUAUAAGAACAUCUGGAGAAGAUACAAUAUGCGGUUUGAGACGGGUUCGAAUGGUGGUUCUCGAUGAAGCGGAUCGAUUACUAGCAAGUGGGAGUACGGGCAGUAUGAUACCAGACGUAGAGGAAUGUCUCUCUGUUCUCCCACCUCCAGCAAAACGACAAACACUUCUCUUCACAGCGACCAUUACACCAGAAGUGCGUGCUCUCAAGGAACUCCCCAGGACACCAGGUAAACCACAGGUCUUCGUUUGCGAAGUCGACACGCAGAAACUGGCUAUUCCCGCUUCAUUGAGGCAGAUGCAUCUCCAAAUCCCGGUCACACACCGAGAACACUACCUUCAUAUGUUCCUUCUCACAGACGUCAACCUCCCAAAAUCAGUUAUCAUAUUCUGUAAUCGUACUGCCACGGCAGAUUACCUCACGCAUCUCCUCCGUCUUCUCGAACAUCGGGUCACAGCCUUACACUCUAAACUUCCACAACGCCAACGAAUAGACAAUCUAGGACGGUUUCGCGCCUCAGCAGCAAGGAUCCUCGUCGCUACAGAUGUUGCGGCUAGAGGUCUGGAUAUCCCCGAGGUUGGCUUAGUAGUAAACUACGAUAUUCCCCGUGAUCCAGACGACUAUAUCCAUCGUGUCGGAAGAACGGCAAGAGCGGGAAGGAAGGGUGAUGCAGUCACGUUUGUCGGACAGAGAGAUGUACAGCUUGUCCAGGCUAUCGAGGCUCGUGUUGGACGACAAAUGGAAGCUUGGGAGGAAGAAGGUGUUAAUCUCGAGACCAGAGUUAUACGAGAAGCAUUGAAGCUUGUGGGGGAAAAGAAACGAGAAGCUAUGCUUGAGAUUGAAGAGGGAAGAGAAGUUGGAGGCAAGAGGAAACGAGGGAUGCAGAAACUAGGGAAGAAGUGA
Cadophora gregata is the source of this 1599-nucleotide messenger RNA. It is a transcript of the gene DBP8, whose product is annotated as putative RNA helicase. Gene Ontology annotation, molecular function: RNA helicase activity; ATP binding; nucleic acid binding. The transcript is spliced from 2 exons. The record is from RefSeq and is a predicted model, not a curated record. The coding region runs from base 1 to 1599 and encodes 532 amino acids. Lineage: Eukaryota; Fungi; Ascomycota; Leotiomycetes; Helotiales; Ploettnerulaceae.